AGGAGAAGUGCCAACAUGGCGUUUACUUUGUACUCCCUGAUUCAGGCGGCGAUUUUAUUUACGAAUGCCAUUGCUGUGUUGCACGAAGAAAGAUUUCUCAGUAAAAUCGGCUGGGGGGCGGAUCAAGGCAUCGGCGGCUUUGGAGACGAACCAGGAAUCAAAGCUCAACUUCUAAACCUUAUCCGAUCUGUCAGGACGGUCAUGAGAGUGCCUUUGAUAAUAGUAAAUGCAGUGAGCAUGGUGUUAUUAUUGCUGUUUGGAUGAACGCUGACUCGGUAUGGCUCGUGGACUAACUGGUGAAAGAAAAUGGACUUUUUUUGUUGUUGUUUCUUUUUGUACAUGCAAUGUAAUUGUCUCCCCGUUGUUUCCUGAUCAGACGGGAUUCGAGUGGCUAUUCCAAAGUUUUAUAUGUCUGGAUAUCAGUAUAUCCUGCUGUUUUGUUUUUGUAUAAUGUUGCUCAGUAGAGCUUUCAAGAGAGCUCACGUCACUCUUAGUCUUGUUUACAUGAUUCAUUCUUAAUAUCCAAGCUCUCGUUAUAACCGGUGAUGCCCUUGGCACUCGUACAGCCAUAUCGUUAACUUCAAACCCGUCUGUGUAGACCUUAUUAAUGUCAUGUCAACAAUUCAGACUUUAAAAUCAGACGCAUUUAACAUUGAGACUGAAAUAAACGGUGAAGGGAGCAAGUUGUGGUUCGUGUCCUGUAACUAAAUGAACAGUCUGAUCUUGUAAACAGUGUCCGUGAUGAAGUGCUCUUGCUCAGUUUCAUGCAAAAAUUUUAUAGUAAAGACUGACUGACUGUUUUUGAUGAUUGAUGCUUCGGUAACCGACGACCUCAGUGAGCUAGUCGAUGCUUGUCAGAUUUUAAUAAAGAGAUUCUUUUCA
Messenger RNA from Neoarius graeffei (lesser salmon catfish), 882 nucleotides. It is a transcript of the gene ier3ip1, whose product is annotated as immediate early response 3 interacting protein 1. Gene Ontology annotation, cellular component: Golgi membrane; COPII-coated ER to Golgi transport vesicle; endoplasmic reticulum membrane. The transcript is spliced from 3 exons. NCBI's taxonomy places the organism in Eukaryota, Metazoa, Chordata, Actinopteri, Siluriformes, Ariidae. Gene Ontology annotation, biological process: endoplasmic reticulum to Golgi vesicle-mediated transport. Bases 16 to 264 code for a protein of 82 amino acids. The record is from RefSeq and is a predicted model, not a curated record.